Aphanomyces astaci is the source of this 1171-nucleotide messenger RNA. Its product is annotated as ribokinase. The coding region runs from base 24 to 959 and encodes 311 amino acids. The transcript has a single exon. Gene Ontology annotation, biological process: D-ribose metabolic process. NCBI's taxonomy places the organism in Eukaryota, Oomycota, Saprolegniomycetes, Saprolegniales, Verrucalvaceae. The record is from RefSeq and is a predicted model, not a curated record. Gene Ontology annotation, molecular function: ribokinase activity.
GGCAAUUUCAUCUUUGGUUCCACAUGACGACACCCAAAGUACUCGUCGUGGGGUCCAUCAACGCGGACAUCUUCUUGGAUGUCCCUCGCAUUCCCCUCCUCGGCGAGACGCUGGCAGCGACGGGAUCGCGAUGCCUCGUCGGCGGGAAGGGAGCGAACCAAGCUGUGGCGGCACGGCGCUCCAACGUAGACACGAGUUUCAUGUGCCAGUUUGGCUACGAUCAUGCCAAGCUAAUGCAAGAAUACCUGGCUGGGGCCGACGUCACCAUUGACGCGUCCAGUACAGUUCAUACCCAAACGGUGUCCGGGCAAGCGAUCAUCUUCUUGGUCCCCUCCGGUGACAACUCGAUUGUGAUCUUACCUGGAGCGAAUGCAGUGUGGCCGGCGGCACUGUCGCCACAGAUGCAGCAAAGCGUCAGUGACGCCUCGGUCGUGCUACUGCAGUGUGAAAUCCCAGCGUCCGUGAACCGCUUGAUCGCAGAACACGCCAAAGCGGUCGGCACGACUGUGUUGUGGGACUUGGGCGGCGAAGAGCGCGACGUGGACGACGAGUUCCUCCGACUGGUGGACUAUGUGUGCCCCAACGAAACGGAGCUUCGACGCUGCGUCCACUCACCGCACGCCCUCGACACCCUCGACGCUGUGCUGGACGCCGCCCGAACGCUGCAGCGCCGCGGCGACAUGGCCGUGCUCGUCACUCGCGGAAGCGACGGCUCCGUCUUGAUCGCCAAGGACGGCAGCGUGCAUGUCCAGCCGUCGUUCGACGUCCCCGUGCGCGACACGACAGGCGCCGGCGACUGCUUUCGAGGAGCGUUCGCUGCCCAGCUCGCCCAGAACGCCACUGUCGCGCAGAGUUUGCGGUACGCGGCAGCCAGCAGCGCGCUUUGCGUGCAACGAGAUGGAGCGACCAUGCCAACGCACGCCGAAACACUUGCAUUUUUGAAACUCUCAAGUAUUUAAACGCUAAACUACUUGUACAGUUUGCGAAACUCGUCGUUGGAUUUCAUGUGUGUACUUGGGUCGACUUCAUGACGUGGCGCCGCCACCACCACCGGACGAGUGCCACCACUUUGCCCAUCAUCUCGGAAUGGUUGGUUCACUUUCGGGGCUUUGAGGCUUCGUGGCACCAUUGAAAACGCCAGUCUAGUACACCAUAGUAUGAUGAGCCCUGC